AAUCAAAAUAUGGUGGACAUUCAGUCAUUAUGUGAUGAUGGUAGAAAAUUUGCAACAGAAGCCGUUAAAUACGAUGAAGCAGGGGACAUAGAACAAGCAAUAUUCUUCUACUCAGAAGCUUCUGAUGCGCUGUUGAAAGCUUGGUCCGUUGACAACAGCUUAAACAUCCGAUCAAAAGUUGAAAAUUAUAUUGCACGAGCAGAGGAAUUGUAUCAACAUAAAGGUCAGUACAGAACUGUUUAGUAGUUUGUUCUAUAUGACUGUUGAUCAUUUUGAAAUGUAAAAUAUCAUGAUGAAUUAUUAUUAAAGUCACGAAAGCUUCCUAAGUUGAAAUAAAUCAUAGUAAAGUGUACUGUACAUGUGCGGUGUGCAGUACUGAGUACACUACAACACUAGUACAGUUCCUGUACUGUAUGUACAUAUUUGGACAAAAUUAUAGAUGGAUAAACGUUGUUUACAAAUUUUUAUUUCAAAUUGCCCGUUAAGAAGGUGCUGGCAUGUUAUUCUGAAUUGUUUAACAUGCUUGAAUAUUAAGUUCAUAAAGACAUAGAGAAUUUACAUAAAAUUUGUAAACAGACUGUUUACACAGUCAUCUAUUUUUGUGAUUGACCGAUAAUCACAGUAUCAGGCUGAUCAGUAGACAAUUAUCUGUAUUUCCGAUUGUGUAAAACCAAUUGUUGAGAAAAUAUGCAUUUUAAAAAUUAGUAUACACGUCCAAUACAUGCAUGUUGAUACUUGUUGCAUUUCAAUGCAAAGUAUGUAUUGCCGCAAUAAAAAAUAAUGCAUGAAGCAUGCCUUUUACGGAUGGUUUUAAUGAAUGUUGCUUGUAGUAACAUGCCACGAUGGAAAUAAUCAUUAAAAAAUCGAAAGAAUGUCAUCACCUUUACUCAGUUCGAAAGACAUUAUGACAUAUUAUAAGCAGUGGCAUCAAGUAACGAAGUAACUCCAUUGUUCAUCUUGAUGGAUGCUCUUUGUGUAUAAAUAUAGUGCUCAUAGGAUGUACAAAGUAACUAUCAUAGAUGGAUUUUCAGAUUUGCCUCUGGGAGGGGAGGGGGCAAAAAUUUAUGGGGAGGUGAGUGGCGGGGCAUGUAGGGCCACCAAACAAGGUGGAGCAAGGGUCACAGUUACUAUUAGGCAUUAAGCCCCCUGUAAAUUUUGAGAUUUUUAGUUUUUACCAGAGAAGUACAGGCGGAAAACAAAUUGUAAUAUUUAAUAAAUAUUAAAACCCAGCAAAGUGCUUUUAAAAGAGCCAUAUUAAAACCAUUAAAUUUAAAAUUUAAAAAAUUAUUAAAAAAUUAUUUAUUAUUAUUUAUUAAAAAAUUUUAAAUUUAAUGUUUUAUGGCUAUUUUAAAAGUACUUUGUUAUUAUUGAUUGCCAAUUUUGUGACAUCCCUCUAGAUAGCAGAUGUAUACUUCUUAGGAUUGUAGCUCAUUAUUUAUUUAUGAAUAUCUUUUAUUUUAGGAAAUGACAGUGUCAAAAAGCCACUAAAGUCAUCACAACAAGUAGGUGACAGUACUAGUUUUCUAUUUAUAAUUUAAUUAUUAUUACAACAGGACUCAUUAAUAUUUUUAGUGCCUGCAAGCAAAAUUCAUAACUUCAAAAUUGCCUGCAGGAAUGCAUAAUCUUUUAAAGCUAAAUACUGCA
Messenger RNA from Paramuricea clavata, 1644 nucleotides. The record is from the annotation of a GenBank genome assembly. Lineage: Eukaryota; Metazoa; Cnidaria; Anthozoa; Malacalcyonacea; Plexauridae.